This is a messenger RNA of Fukomys damarensis (Damara mole-rat), 1038 nucleotides long. RefSeq names its product melanoma-associated antigen B16. The transcript has a single exon. Gene Ontology annotation, biological process: negative regulation of transcription by RNA polymerase II. Gene Ontology annotation, cellular component: nucleus. NCBI's taxonomy places the organism in Eukaryota, Metazoa, Chordata, Mammalia, Rodentia, Bathyergidae. Bases 1 to 1038 code for a protein of 345 amino acids. The record is from RefSeq and is a predicted model, not a curated record.
AUGUCUCAGUGUCAGGCAAAUCUAGAAUGCCUAGAGGAUGAAGACCUUCAGAUACACAGCGAGGCCAGAGGCCUAGAGACUGCACAGGUCUUCUGGGCUGAGAAAGACAAAUUAGCCUCCUCAUCCCAUCCUCUUGUUCCCAGUUCUCUGAAGGAGGCACCUAUGGCUGAGACGCCCAAUACUUCUGAGGGUCUUCAGCAUUUCUGUUUGUCUCUGAGCAAUUCUGCGGAGGCUGUUAGUAGCCAAGGAAAUGAGCAGAUCUCAAGUACCAGACAGGCUGCAGCAGCCCCUGGGAAUGUGCCCCGCAGUGCUGUGGAUGAGAAAGUGUCCUUCUUAGUGAGUUUCAUGCUGCUCAAGUAUCAGAUGAAAGAGCCAAUAAGGAAGGCAGAUAUGUUGAAGGUUAUCAUACAAGAGGAUGAAGCACAAGAGGAUGAAGCACACUUCGCCCAGAUCUUACUGCGAGCCUGUGAGCGCAUGGAGAUGAUCUUUGGCUUAGAUGUGAAGGAAGUGGAUCCCAUCAGCCACUGCUACGGUGUCUUCAUCAAGCUGGGCCUCACCUACGAUGGGAUGCGAAGUGGUGAAGAAGGCAUGCCCAAGACUGGGCUCCUGAUGCUUGUCCUGGGUGUGAUCUUCAUGAAGGGCAACCGUGCCCCUGAAGAGGAGAUGUGGAAAGCGUUGAAUCUGGCAGGGAUGUAUUCUGGGAAAAAUCACUUUCUGUUUGGGGAGCCGGGGAAGGUCAUCACCAAAGAAUUUGUGCAGGAAAAGUAUGUGGAAUACCGGCUGGUGGCCAACAGUGAUCUUCCACAGUAUGAAUUCCUCUGGGGCCCAAGAGCCUAUGCUGAAACCAGCAAGAUGAAAGUCCUGGCUUUUGUGGACAAGUUUCUGGGCGCCGACCCAUGUGAUUUCCCAUCUCAGUUUGCAAAGGCUCUGCUAGAGGAAGAAGAGAAAGCACUAGCUAGUAUUGCCCUGAGUGCUGCCUCCAGUUCAAGGGAAACUAUAAGUUACAGUGCCCUGAGCAGCAGUUUCUCCCAUACUUAG